GGGCACAACGCCCUUCUCCUGGCAUUGACUUCCUGGUUGGAUGGAUCCGAUUUGUUGACUUCCUCUUCCCGCAGAGCUUGGUGGAUGUAACCGAGCAGAGCAGCUGCGGAGCGGCAGCAGGUUUUCAGUCGCGUUUUUCUUCAUUGACAUAACAGUUUUAUGUAGAAGCAGGAGAGUCUGAACCAGAGGCAGCGAAGCGGCUAGCAGAGCCGUUAGCAGCAGCUGAGAGGUUAGCUUGGACUGAGCUAGCAAACGAGCGCGUUGCUGACCCUGGUUGGACUCUUUUCUGUCUCCGAGAGCUAAAAACAAAGCAAGAACUACAAGAAGACAUCAUAGUAAUCCCAUAAACCAGGAGUAUGAGAUUGGAGCCACGGGGGCUGUAGCAUGAAGAGCCCGGCGCACCGCACCAGAGACAUUGAGCGGCAAGCCGGCUACCUGAAGCCCGAGCACUGCGCCCCUCCUCCUCCCCGCAGCAGCUCAGGCACCAUGUGGUUUAUCCGUGACGGCUGCGGCAUUGCGUGUGGCAUCAUCACCUGGUUCCUGGUCUUCUACGCAGAGUUUGUUGUGGUGUUCGUCCUGCUCCUGCCAGCCAAAAAUAUUGCCUAUAGUCUCUUUAACGGGGUGAUCUUUAAUGGCCUCGCCUUCCUCGCCCUCGCCUCUCACGCCAGAGCCAUGUGCACAGACCCGGGAGCUGUGCCCAAAGGGAACGCAACCAAAGAAUUCAUUGAAAGUCUGCAGCUCAAACCAGGACAGGUGGUUUACAAAUGUCCAAAGUGCUGCAGCAUCAAACCCGACCGGGCACACCACUGCAGUGUGUGUAAACGCUGCAUCAAAAAGAUGGACCACCACUGUCCCUGGGUGAACAACUGUGUUGGAGAGAACAACCAGAAAUACUUUGUUCUUUUUACUAUGUACAUUGCACUAAUAUCCUUCCAUGCAUUAGUUAUGGCAGCCUUCCACUUUGUGUUCUGCUUUGAAGAAGACUGGACAAAGUGCAGCAACUUUUCUCCACCAGCAACAGUAAUCCUCCUUAUCCUCCUGUGCUUUGAGGGUCUGCUCUUCCUGAUCUUCACUGCUGUCAUGUUUGGGACUCAGGUCCACUCUAUCUGUACUGAUGAAACGGGCAUCGAACAGCUAAAAAAGGAGGAGAGAAGAUGGGCCAAAAGGUCCAAAUGGAUGAACAUGAAGGUCGUGUUCGGCCACCCCUUCUCUAUAGCCUGGCUCAGCCCGUUUGCGACGCCGGACCAUGGCAAGGCCGACGUAUACCAGUACAUCGUGUGAAAGCUGGAGACUAAACUGAAAGCACUCAUGACCUGGACAUGAACUUAUUUUAAGCAUCUUUUCAUUUUCCUAUCUGAAUGGUGGAUAUUUCUUGAAGUCUGUCUAUCCUUGGGUUCUGUUUUAUGCCUUUAGUUGCUUUCAUUUGUUUGUUUAUCUCUUAGUGUUGAAUGAGAUUAUAAUUUGUUGGCACAAUGAAGCUGCACCGAGAACCACAAUCAGCUGAAAGAUGGGAGGCAGUUGGUAGCAGAAAACCGAGCUCUGUUGGCUGCAGUAUGUCAGAUCAUUUCCUUCCUUCUGAAAUUAAAUCAUGUGAACAGAUGACCAGCAUGAUCCAGGUAUUAGAUGAACCCCUGGAUUUGUCUUCCUGUAAACAAUCUCUCCAUCUGCUCUCUUAGUUUGCUGUUUUAGGGUCUUUUCGAUAAUCUUCUCCUGAAUGCUGCAGAUGAUUAGCCUUCAAAUGGUUAUUUAGCAAGAGGCACAUCUGAUAUAGCUAUUUAUUGCCUUAAUGUUACUCAGCAGGUCGUCACCUGUUUACAUCUUGUUUUUUUCUAAGGGAUGUAGCCCUCUGCAUUCAGGGUUGUUGUUCAGGAAUGUGUUUUAAGAUUGUUUCAUGCAUAUUUUCCCCUCCGUUAGGAUCCCACAAAAGCAGAGGAAUCAUGUUUGAGGAGAUUUAGAUCAUUUUAUGUGUAACGGGUGCAACAACUAUCUGAAAAAGAAAAGCAAUAAGCACACAGAUGUCUGUUUAAGUUAUUACUUUGAUAUUACAGCACGGUUUGACUCUGUGGUAAAUUAAACAUCAUCUCAUCAUGAACUCCUUUCUCAUAAGCAGCAUCCUCCAGAUUUAUUGGCCCACCUAGUAAACAUGCAUGUGUAGAAUAAAUUAAUCUCCUGUAGCUUAAUAUAAAAUUGUUUGCUCUUAGUUUCUAAUAUCAGUUUGAGAUUUUUUUUUUACCUCUCAAAGUUUUUCUAAAUUUUCUAAUUAUUGCUUUAUUUCUAGAUUUAGCUAUGUUUAGACAGAGAGGACGCACGGGACGGUUAACAUGUCUGCUUUAUAUUGAAACUGCAUAUUCUCUUCUCUUUCUGAUUUUUAAUGGAAGCAGAAAGCAGAGAAUAAUACUUGACUUAUUUAAAAUAAU
Cyprinodon tularosa is the source of this 2417-nucleotide messenger RNA. RefSeq names its product palmitoyltransferase ZDHHC3-like. The record is from RefSeq and is a predicted model, not a curated record. Gene Ontology annotation, cellular component: endoplasmic reticulum; Golgi apparatus. Bases 385 to 1281 code for a protein of 298 amino acids. The transcript has 7 exons. Lineage: Eukaryota; Metazoa; Chordata; Actinopteri; Cyprinodontiformes; Cyprinodontidae. Gene Ontology annotation, biological process: peptidyl-L-cysteine S-palmitoylation; protein targeting to membrane. Gene Ontology annotation, molecular function: protein-cysteine S-palmitoyltransferase activity.